GAGAGCUAGGCCGGGCUCGCUGCCGCCGCUGCCGCCGCUGCCUAUGGCUCGCAGACUCGUCGCUCGGCCGCUCGACUGCAGAUCAGUGCGGGUCCGCGCGCGCGGCAGGAGUGCGAGUGCAGAUCAGUCGGCCGCGAGCUGUGCGCGACUCCGCAUCGUGGAUAACGACAACGUCGGCACCAGGACUCGUCCGCUCGCUCACCCAUCUCGCAACGCUCCCAACCAGAGAGACGCAGAAAGAGGAGAGAAGAGCAGUUCGCUAGUGAGGGUUUGGGUGGCGCCCCGUUUGAACACACCUAGCUAGAGAGAGCGAGACAGAGAGAGAGAGAGAGAGAGAGAGAGAGAGAUCCCGAGGGACACGCAGCUAUCCCCGCGCAAUAGCAGGGGGGAGAGAGAGGCGGCGCUCGGCGCAAGAGCUUUCGCGAGCAGUGCUGCUGCUGCCGUCGCCUGUUCAGGACCCCAGCCUCACUCCGCGUCGGCUCCAAUUUCAAAGAACACGUUGUUAUGAGCCAGCCACACUGCGCAGAACGACAGUAGGCUAGACUGAAUUCAGAACCAAGGGGCUCACCCUCGACUUUGACAAGCGGCGGCAAAUAUGGCGGAGACGAGCGGCAAGGAUCAGACGGAGAUGCUAGAUCCGGAGAGCGGCGACGGGGCAAAGGCCCUCAACGCCAGCGGCAAAUCUAAAAAGGAUUUACCUGACCGAGGUAGCUGGUCCUCCAAGCUCGACUUCAUUCUCAGCGUGGUGGGUCUGGCGAUCGGCCUGGGCAAUGUGUGGCGAUUUCCGUACCUGUGCUAUAAGAAUGGAGGCGGUGCCUUCCUGAUCCCUUACUUCAUCACGCUCUUCCUCGCGGGCAUUCCCAUGUUCUUCAUGGAGCUGGCGCUCGGCCAAAUGUUAACGAUAGGCGGCCUCGGGGUCUUCAAGAUCGCACCCCUAUUCAAGGGCAUCGGCUACGCGGCCGCCGUCAUGUCGUGCUGGAUGAACGUCUACUACAUCGUCAUCCUCGCCUGGGCCAUCUUUUACUUCUUCAUGUCUAUGCGCAGCGAACUACCCUGGGGCAGCUGCCACAAUUACUGGAACACGAAGAACUGUGUCAACCCGUACGAGCGGAAGAAUCUACAUUGCUUCAACAAGUUUGGCGUGAACAACACGAUCGUCAAGAUGUGCACUUUCAAUCACGUCAACAUCAGCGCCACCGAGCUCACCGAUCCCGUCAAGGAGUUCUGGGAGCGAAGGGCCCUGCAGAUCAGCCCAGGCGUCGAGUGGGUGGGCAACAUAAGAUGGGAGCUGGCCGGCACCCUGCUGCUCGUCUGGAUAAUGUGUUACUUCUGCAUCUGGAAGGGAGUAAAGUGGACCGGCAAAGUGGUCUACUUCACCUCGCUCUUUCCGUACGUGCUGCUGACGGUGCUGCUGAUCAGAGGCAUCACACUGCCCGGGGCCAUGGAGGGCAUCCGCUUCUACGUCAGCCCCAACCUCUCGAAGCUUCGAGAGUCCGAGGUAUGGAUAGACGCGGUGACGCAGAUCUUCUUCUCGUACGGCCUGGGCCUUGGCACGCUGGUCGCUCUGGGCAGCUACAACAAGUUCAGCAACAACGUGUACAAGGACGCGCUGAUCGUCUGCUCGGUCAACUCGUCGACCUCGAUGUUCGCGGGCUUCGUGAUCUUCUCGGUGGUUGGCUACAUGGCCCACGAGCAGCAGAAGCCCGUGGCCGAGGUGGCCGCCUCGGGCCCCGGCUUGGCCUUCCUCGCGUACCCCUCGGCGGUGCUGCAGCUGCCCGGCGCUCCGGUCUGGUCCUGCCUCUUCUUCUUCAUGCUGCUGCUCAUCGGCCUGGAUUCGCAGUUCUGCACCAUGGAGGGCUUCAUCACGGCUAUGGUCGACGAGUGGCCCAAGCUGCUGCGUCGACGCAAGGAGAUAUUCAUCGCGAUCGUGUGCCUGCUUUCCUACCUGGUGGGCAUGUCGUGCAUAUCCGAGGGCGGCAUGUACGUCUUCCAAAUCCUCGAUUCCUACGCCGUCUCCGGAUUCUGCCUGCUCUUCCUCAUCUUUUUCGAGUGCAUCUCCAUCAGCUGGUGCUUCGGCGUGAAUCGCUUCUACGACGCGAUCAAGGAAAUGAUCGGCUACUAUCCGAUAAUCUGGUGGAAGUUCUGCUGGGUGAUCGCCACCCCGUCGAUAUGCAUUGGAGUCUUCUUCUUCAACUUGGUGCAGUGGACGCCGAUCAAGUACCUGGACUACGAGUACCCCUGGUGGUCUCACGUGCUCGGCUGGAUAACGGCGCUGUCCUCGAUGCUCUGCAUACCCGGCUACAUGAUUUACAUCUGGAUGAAGACCCCGGGCGACAACAAGACGAAAUUCAAGACGCUGAUCCGGAUAGAGGACAGCGUGACCGAGCUGCGAGAAAAGAUGGGCCACUCGGGCGUGGAACUGACGCCCCUAUAGUCCGUCUCGCCGUAAGCUGCUCGCAGAAGUGUUUGUUCGUGGUCGUUGGCCGAGGCUUGCCAACCACUCCAAUUGUCUUAGCUGCAACAUGAGGACAACAGACAUCGACAACCUUGCGCGUGCACAUCCUCGAUUCAGGCGAUCCACCGAUCGACAAAUCAAAACAACAAACAUUCAUAUAUUAUAGAUAUAAAUAUACACAAUGAAACAUAUCGUCGAGCGAUAAUUACGCCGGAAUUAGGUCUAUCGUCAAAUUAAUCGUUAUUUAUUGGAUUCUAAGCAGCAACCAGGAUAGAGGGGCAAAUCAACCACUGUGACUCUGUAUCGCCAUUGAUGUAUUAUAUAUACGUAUAUAAUAACCUUCGUUUCUCCAAAACGUAUCCGACUCUUGUUACAUAGGGGACGAAAGCAAAGUUUUUUAUAUACAUUUCUAAAUAGAUAUAUUUACAUUGAGACAUUUUUCGAAUGAUUUAUCAAGAGAACAAACAAUCCGAAUCGCUCAAAUUUUUGACAAUAAAUUCUUAUUUUCGUACAGUUUAGUUGCAGUCUCAUUACGUGCGCAGAACUUUCCUCUUGAGUUUCGCGUUGCUAGCUAUAGCUUGUAGACCAAGAGACAAAACAAAGCAGAGAACAAAUCUAUGCAACUUACCUAUAUUAUUAUAAAUAUAUAAAAAGAAAACAAUGACCAGAAAAAAUUAUAGGAAACUAUAUGUCUACACUAAAACUGAAACAUAAUCAAGUUGCGGGAAAAAAAAGAGAGAAUCACUGUCUUCCAUUUACAAAUUAUACUUUUACAUUCGAUAAUUUUUAAUAGAGAACAAAUUAUAUCUUAACGAUCAGUCGAUCGGACCUACUCUACGAUAUAUACAAAGAUGAGCAUUUAAAAUUUAAAUGAGCACAUAUACACGCACACAAAUUGAUGAACAAGCUAGCUGUUCAUUCAAGUAGAUUCAAGCCAGAUAUUACCAAGUAGAGUUGCAUUUCAAACGUGUGGUACAAAACUAUAUGAAACAGAUGUUUAUUGGUGAUUGGCGUCAAUUGCAAUUAUUGACAAUCGACGCGGCGACACUGCUUGUCGAGCAACGCUAAUUCGUGUCAAGCGAUAACGAUAACGAGGGAGUGACAGAAGCGCGAAAAAAAAAAGAAAAAAAAGAAAAGAAAAGAAACGACGUAGGCACGCUGACAAUAAAAAUAAAGAAAGGAAAAUAUAAACAAUUAUUGCUGAGCAAAAUACGUAGUAUAUAUCACUUUGCGUCAAGCAAGCAUACUUACUAGCCUUAGAAGACUAGUAUUUGUACUCUAGAUCUGAAGGUGUUCAAAAUAUAGUUACGAACGUAUCAUCAUAGGGCCUUUUAAAAUGAUUCAAUAAAUAGUCCUUGUAACGAAUAACAAUAUACAUAUAUACAUAACUACAGAUAUAUUAUUAAAGAAUCAAAUAUAGAAGACAAAGCACUUUAAUCGUUAUUAAUAAUACAAGUCGGACGGAUAUAUCGUAGGCAAAACCAAACUUGUGGAUUCAAGUUAAACACGCGUGAAUUCUUUAUCAACGAUAUAAGAUUUCAUGCUUUGGUGAAAACAUUUGUUUGCGUUCUGUUUUCGUUUCGUGGGCCAAAAGAACCCUUCGCCGCAAACUGUGCAAACUUUUAGUUGCGCUUGAAUACGUAAGCGUCAGGCUACGCUUAGUUUUCGUUGUUAUCGAUUUCAAAGUUUAUUUUGCAGUUGGACCAAAGUUCGUGCAACCUUUUGUUUUCGCUUUCGCUUCGUGGUAAAUAAAUAUUUUCACUAAAGUAACUCAAAUACAUGUACAAGCACAUGUAUAUAUUAUCAUGUAUACACAUGCAUAUCUAGUACACGUAAGGAUCUUCCAAGAGAUCGCGCGCAAAAGAAUAACAAGUUACUGAGAAAAAUGCUUGAUCGCUGCAAUAACGGUUCGAACUAUUUCCGUACGUGCACUGUUGGCAAUGUAAAUGUGACAAAGCAGUUGGGGCGCGCGCCCCGACAUAUAUUUUGAGAUGUGCUACAAAGGGAGCGGGCAAAGGGAGAUCGCGGUGGAAACGAGCAUUUUUCACAAAUCCUUGUCUUCCAUCGAUGCCACUACUUUUCACGGCGAAUGCCGUUGCUAAAACUUUAUUUACUCGUUAGACAAACAAGCAUAUUUGUCAUGUGGUGUGAUAUGUACAAUUACAAGAGACAAAAGAUGUUUAACGCAAAAAAAAAAGAUAUAUAACUAAUAUAUAAACACAACGAACUAUACGACUUAUUCGAACGAUGCGCGCAGGCUUAAGUGACUUUUUAUAAAUUUUUUUUCCAAUUCUUCCAAACGUCUAGUCAAUACUUUGGAACUUGCCGAAAAAAGCUCACAUUCUUGCUAUUCAAUAUUAUUAUGUGAAAUUCAUUUUUUGGAGUCACUUCGCGCUUUUCAACUUGUUAUAAUUGUGAAAUAGAUUUUAAUGAAUUAUUGUAAGUCAGUGAAAUCAACAGUACAUUACGAUACAAGUGCGGGAAAGCAGAUUCUUGUCUCGUUUGGCGUUUACUCCCGAGCGAAACGAAGGUGGAAAGGCACACGAGACGAGAAACGCUUUCCCGAACGUGUGUCGUACCGUAUUUUUUGAUGCGACGUGUGAAAAGUGCGAUUUUCAACGCACGUUUUCUCCCGAGCGUGCGGAAAAGACGCACUUUGCGCCCGGAGUGUCGAAAAAAUCAUUUUCAUAUGUCAUGUUAAAGCUCGUUACUAGGCUGCUCAUCGUUGACGUUGCGCUCUAGAUAAAUAUUAUAUACACCUAAACAAGAUAAAGAGAAGAAAUUUAGAAGAUGUAUAGCGCGGAUACAUUGAACUAUGAAUUUGCCGAUAGUUUAAGCUAUUUAAUUUAAUUGUUUGUUACAAUUAUUUUUAUUAAUUAAUUUGUCUAAAAAGUUACGAAUACAUUUUAUUAUACGUUGUAGUCAUUUUUCUUUUGGACAAGCCCUCUCUAUGCAUUGUAUGUGCAUAGUCACACACAGUGGAGAGCUAUUAAACGCACGCCCGAUGGAACAUUAGAUCAAUGCGUAUAGUGAGCAUGCAAACAAAAUCACAAACACUUUGUUUGAAUGAGUAUGCGUGCGUAUGUAUAUACGCGUACGUGCACAGGCUUAUGUAUAUAUGUGCAGCUUCAUGUGCACGCGCGCCUCCAUACGCUCAUAUAUCAAAUAGUGUAUAUGACAAAUAUCAAUGUAUUAUUGUUACUUGUGUAGAAACAAUUGACCUGUGUAUGUAUCAAUUAAUGAAAAAUAAAUUGAAUUAAUGUAAAAUUAAA
This is a messenger RNA of Phymastichus coffea, 5727 nucleotides long. RefSeq names its product sodium- and chloride-dependent GABA transporter 1-like (gene Gat-a). Lineage: Eukaryota; Metazoa; Arthropoda; Insecta; Hymenoptera; Eulophidae. Gene Ontology annotation, biological process: sodium ion transmembrane transport. The coding region runs from base 596 to 2434 and encodes 612 amino acids. The transcript has 9 exons. The record is from RefSeq and is a predicted model, not a curated record. Gene Ontology annotation, cellular component: membrane.